Pyrenophora tritici-repentis Pt-1C-BFP is the source of this 3069-nucleotide messenger RNA. Lineage: Eukaryota; Fungi; Ascomycota; Dothideomycetes; Pleosporales; Pleosporaceae. The record is from RefSeq and is a predicted model, not a curated record.
AUGGACCCACAACCAGGCCCUGACUUGAGUGUCCAGGCAACCAUUGACCUGAUCCAGGACGUUCUUCCUGGCAUCGACCACGCUGACAGACCCUACUACGAGAGUAGGCUGAACGAACUCUACAAAAAACUUUACGAUCAGAGCCACGUUGUGACCGUCAGCGAGAGUUCGGCCAUGGCAGGAGCAUAUCAUUAUCAACCCCCUCACAACAAUUUCCCGGCGUCCAUGUAUGCACCGCCGCCCUCAUACACGACGCCAUCCUACGGCUCCCAUGUGCCAUCGCCGCCUUAUGCCGAACCUACCCUGAGUCGCAAGCGAAGCCUGGGUCCAGUCGACUAUCCAGAAGCAAAGCGUGUCAGCGGUCACCCAAGCCCAGUUACGCCAACCUCGCCAGUUGGGCCAUGGUUAUACUCACUCCCCAACCGGCAAUCACAACCUAGCAGGCAGUCGGGCCCAAUACCCAUCGUUGACCUGACCCGGUCUGGCCCUCCUACACCCGAUUUCUACGUCGAAACACCAAACCAAGUGUUUUCAGAUCCAUUCCUGGAGCUCGAAAACGCCUUUGGCCCACAUGGUUCUUUCGUGCCGAAUUAUGACUUCAACCAGGCUUUCAUGCAACCAGAUGAACUCGCUGCCUUUAUGGUUGCACCUACACCACCCCCCGUUGGCUAUGAACACUUGCAACAGCCCGGUUUCGACUAUUUCUCGGAUCGGCAGAUGCCAUAUCACAGACGCCCCGGAGGUGGCUAUGAGGCUCCGCUCUCUCUGGUUACAGAAUCAGAAGCUAUAGAAAAGCUUUUGGAGAAUAUCCAGGAAGAUGAUGGCGCCAUCCAGGAACGUGAGCCAACACCAGCCAACAUGACUUGUAGUCUCAAGGAGUACCAGCGCAUUGGUCUUACAUGGCUACUCAAGAUGGAGCGCGGCACCACCAAGGGUGGUAUUCUGGCAGACGAGAUGGGGCUGGGCAAGACUAUACAAGCUUUGGCUCUCAUCUGCCGCAACCCACCUUCAGACCCCGCUAUCAAGACAACGCUCAUAAUCGCUCCUGUCGCGCUCAUGCGACAGUGGGAGAAGGAGAUUGAGCGUCAUGUCAACCCUCGUCAUAAGCUCAGCGUCCAUCUCUAUCACGGCCCUGGCAAAAACGUCGACUUUGCCCAUCUUCGUAAAUUCGAUGUUGUCCUCACCACCUUUGGCUGCCUUACAUCAGAGUACAAACAAAAGGAGUCUUCCAAGGAGUCGAUGCUACAUGACCAGGAGCGGCACAAUCCUAGCCUGCGUCGUAAGCCCAAAGACAGGCUUGGACUACUAGGACACGAGUGCAUGUGGUACCGUGUAAUCAUAGAUGAAGCUCACAACAUCAAGAACCGUAACGCCAAGUCAUCAAAAGCCUGUGCGGAUCUCAUGGCUAAGCAUCGUUUGUGCUUGACAGGCACACCUAUGAUGAACAGCAUCGAUGAACUAUUCGGCUUGAUCCGCUUCUUGAAGGUCGAGCCCUAUUGCAAUUGGAACAAGUUCAACUUGGAAAUUGUCAAGCCAAUGAAGAACCCCAGUCAGUCUACGAAGAAAGGUGGAGUGCAGCGCGUGCAAAUCCUGCUUAGGUCAAUCAUGCUCCGGCGUCAGAAGAGCUCUCUAGUGGACGGAAACCCAAUUUCCGUGAUCCCGCCUAAGCAUGUACGCGUCGACAAUGUUUAUUUCGAGGAAGAAGAGUUUGCCAUCUACAAGGCUCUGGAGGACAAGUCGCAGAUCUUCAUCAACAAAUAUCUUGAGAGGGGCAGGGGUUCCACAACCAACUAUGCAAGCGUCCUGGUGGUACUGCUUCGACUCCGUCAAGCCUGCUGUCAUCCGCACUUGAUCAAAGAUCUCAGCCAGCCAGCCACCGAUGGCAUCGCUGAGGCUGACCUUUUGGGUCGCGCUAAGGAGCUGCACCACGACGUUAUCGUGCGGCUGAAAGAACAUGACUCAUUUGAGUGUCCGAUUUGCAUGGAGGCGGAUCCCAAUCCAACCAUUAUCGUUCCUUGUGGACACACGGUCUGCGGUGAGUGCGUCCAGAAGCUCAUCGACCCGGCCAUGCGAGCGGCGCAGCAGGAUGGAAAUGAUGAGACCACUACGCCCAAGUGUCCUCAUUGCCGAGGCGAACUAAAGGCAAAGCUCAUAACCGACUACAAGCACUUCCUUAGGGUCCACUGUCCUGAGCGUCUCGACCCGGAGGACCUAGAAGAGGAAGAGGUUUCAGACGAGGAUUCAGAUUCCGAAAUCGAUUCUGAAGAUGACGACGACGGUGCGCCCGAUGUUGAUAAGAAAGGUAACCUCGUGGGUUUUGUUAUUGACGAUGAUGACGAGGACGACGAUGAUUCUGCAUCUGAUGCCAAGGUUAAGUCGAAGGCCAAGAAGCCUAAGAAGAAGAACAAAGACAAGAAGGGUAAGGGACGCGCACAGCCUAAGCUCAGCCUCGCUCAGCUCAAGAAAGAGUCUCUUCGCAGCAAAGCUGCCAAAAAACGCUACAUGCGCCGUCUGGACAAGACCUACAUCCCAUCUGCCAAGAUCAGCAGGACCAUCGAACUGCUCAACGAGAUUCGCGAAAACGACCCAACAGAGAAGACCCUCAUCUUCUCUCAAUUCACCUCUCUACUCGACCUGGUUGAAGUCCCCCUGUGGCGCGAAGGCAUCAAAUACCAGCGUUACGACGGCAGCAUGAAAAUGGACGACCGCGCCGAAGCCGUGAAUCUCUUCAUGGAUAACCCCAACCAAAACGUCAUGCUCGUAUCCAUCAAAGCUGGCAACGCUGGUCUCAACCUUUGGAAGGCAUCUCAAGUCAUCAUCCUGGACCCCUUCUGGAACCCCUUCAUCGAAGAACAGGCCGUUGACCGUGCUCAUCGUAUGCCGCAGACCCGCGAGGUACACGUCCAUCGUAUCCUUGUUCCGGAAACUGUGGAGGACCGUAUCGUUCUGCUCCAGGAUAAGAAGCGCGAGAUCAUCGGUGAUGCACUGGAUGAGAAUGCUUCAAAGCGGUUGACGCGUCUGGGUCCGCAGGAACUCAGGUACCUGUUCGGCAUGGGUCAGAUAAGGUAA